Messenger RNA from Indicator indicator, 4215 nucleotides. RefSeq names its product uveal autoantigen with coiled-coil domains and ankyrin repeats (gene UACA). Gene Ontology annotation, molecular function: actin binding. The record is from RefSeq and is a predicted model, not a curated record. Bases 1 to 4215 code for a protein of 1404 amino acids. Lineage: Eukaryota; Metazoa; Chordata; Aves; Piciformes; Indicatoridae. The transcript has 20 exons.
AUGAAGAGCCUCAAGUCUCGCUUGAAGAAGCACGAAGCGAAUGACUGGAACAAAUAUGAUGACAGGUUGAUGAAAGCAGCAGAAAGAGGGGAUGUGGAGAAGGUUUCAUCCAUCCUUGCCAAGAAAGGAGUCAGUCCUACCAAACUGGAUGUGGAAGGGAGGUCUGCAUUCCAUGUUGUGGCCUCAAAGGGAAACCUGGAUUGCUUGAACACCUUCCUGAUUCAUGGAGCUGAUAUCACAGCCACUGAUGCUGCAGGCAGGAACGCCUUGCACCUAGCUGCGAAAUAUGGACAUGCUUUGUGUCUGCAGAAGCUGCUGCAGUACAACUGUCCAACAGAGAAUGUGGAUCUUCAAGGAAGAACUGCUCUUCAUGAUGCAGCUAUGUCAGACUGUUCCUCCAGCAUACAACUGCUCUGCGAUCAUGGGGCCUCAGUGAACUCAAAAGAUGGAGAUGGGAGGACACCACUAGUGCUGGCCACUCAGAUGUGUCGUCCCACAGUUUGUCAGCUUCUGAUAGACAGAGGAGCAGAUGUUAAUGCCAGAGACAAACAAAACAGGACUGCCUUAAUGCUAGGCUGUGAAUAUGGCUGCAAGGAUGCAGUAGAAGUGUUGCUCAGGAAUGGUGCUGAUGUUAGCUUGACUGAUGGCCUUGGUCAUGACUGUGCUUACUAUGCCCGAAUUGGUGACAAUAUUGACAUUUUGGCUUUAAUAAAAGCUGCCCUUGAGGAUUCCAGCAAAGCAAGAGGCAGCAUGAAGAGAGGGCAGCCUGAACAAAAGGUUACUAAUAUGUCACAGAAGUGGAACCGGCUGCAUGCGCAGGAGGAGGUGAAUGUCAAGCUGUAUCAGAAGGAUCAUAAUGCUCAGGAAUUGGAGUUAGAAAAUCAAGAUUUGAAAGACCGGAUGAGAGAAGUGCAAGAGGAGCAAAGGAUGCUGCUGGAUAGAAUCAGUGAGCUGCAGCUCCAGCUCAAUGAGGAGCAAAUGUUUGCAGAUGAUCUUGAGAAUGAGAAGGAUGAGUUGAAGAAAAUCCUAACCACCAAGGAGAAACAGCAGGAGGAAAGCUUAAGAACUAUCGAAGCUCUCAAAGCUAAACUCAAAUAUUACGAAGUUGACUUGAUGGGAUCUGGAAGUAACUUUGGUAACAGAAAAGAAGAUUUGCUGCUUAAACAAGGCCAAGUGUUUGCAGUGGAGUCUCAGGUAAUCAAUAUUCUGCCACUGGAGGGAAUUCCAAGACACCUGCAGUCUAGGUCUAUGCUGAGACCCCUGCAGCUCUCCCUGCCCACCCAAUCAUCCACAUCAGAAAAGGAAACUUUAAAGAAGGAGCUUGACAACAUGAGGACCUGCUAUGGUGCAGCAAAGGAGGAAAUCAGCAAACUGCAGAGAGAGCUGUCUCACAAGGUGUCAGAGUGUAAAGCUCUGGCAUCAGAGUGUGAAAGAACCAAGGCAGAAUCUGAUGGACAGAUAAAACAACUGGAAGAUGCUUUAAAGGAUGUGCAGAAAAGAAUGUUUGACUCUGAAGGCAAAGUUAAGCAAAUGCAGACCCACUUUCUGGCUCUGAAGGAUCACCUGACGAGCGAAGCUGCUGCAGGGAACAGUAAGUUAACAGAGGAGCUGAAGGAUCAGUUGAAAGAAAUGAAAACCAAGUACGAAGGAGCCUCUGCUGAGGUGGGAAAACUAAGGAACCAGAUUAAGCAGAAUGAAUUGCUGGUGGCAGAAUUCAAGAGAGAUGAAGGAAGGCUGGUGGAGGAAAACAAAAGGUUGCAGAAGGAGCUUGUGAAGUCGGAGAUGGAGCGAGAUAAAAGGGGAAGGAACGUGGUGGAGCUGGAAGGGCAGCUGAAAGAAGCAGCAGCAAAGUUAGCCUGCUCUGUAGCUUCAGAGGAGUUUGAAGGCAUGAAGAGCUCGUUGUCAAACGAGGUGAAUGAGAAAGCAAGGCAGCUGGCAGAGGUGGAAGGAGAGUGUGAAAAACUGCAGGCAGAGAUCCUGCUUUUAAAGAGGGAAUCUGAGAGUCAGAGAGCCAAGCUUGCUCGGCACAUCAAGCCAGAGGAGCACGAGCAGAUGAGGAGUGGGUUUGAACAGAAGAAUGAAGAGCUCGGGAAGACCAUCUCUGAAUUAUCUCAGAAGCAGCAGGCUCUGCAGAAGGAGCUUGAAAGAUCACAGGUGGAUAACAAGAUGCUGAAGCAGCAAAUCCAGAUGCUAAAAACUGAAAUAAAAAGCCAGAAUGUGCCUUUAAAAAUUCAUGAGGAGCUGAAGAAGACAAACGAUGAGGCUGUUGGUGACCUGACCAAGAAGCUUUUUGACAUAACAAAGAAGUACAACGAAAGCAAAGCAGAGGCUGAGAAGCUGCUGGUGGAGAAGAACAACUUAAAUGAGACUAUCAGCCACUUGCAAGCUGUGUACCUGUCACCUGAGCAGCACAAAAAAGAAAUGGAAGCUUUAAAAUCGGAUGGUAUGGAGCUUGAAAAGCAGCUUGCUGAGCUCCAGAAAAAAUAUGGUGAGGAGCAAGCAAAAGUGGGCAAAUUGCUGUCUGAAAAUGCAGCCAUGAGAGAGGCUGUCCGGGAGCAGUACGUGCUGGCUGCCACCCACGAGGAGGUUAAAGCAGUCCUGAACAACACCUUGGAAAAGAGCAACAGGGAGCUGUCAGAGCUGAAGGGAAAAGCUGAAGAGAUAAAGCAAGAAUUCCUGAGGGUCAACGAGGAAAAUGGGACUCUGAAAAAUCAGGUGAGGCUCCUGGAGAAUCAGCUGCGAACGGAGUUUAUAAGUGUGAAAGAUCAUGAGAGCACCGUGGCUGCCUUAAAGAAGAGCCUGCAGGAACUUCAGGAGAACAAUGCUGCCCUGACAGCUGAGUGCAAGAGGGGUCAGGAAGAGGUUUUGCAGUUGCAUGGAGAAAUUGAAGCCCAGAAGAAGGAACUCGACACGAUUCAAGAAUGCAUUAAGUCAAAAUACGCCCCGCUUGCCUCCUUUGAAGACAGAGAACAAAGCUUUGAGGCCACGGUGAAAGCACUGAAAGCACAAUUGCAGGAACAGGCACAGAAGUGCAGAGAGAGCCAGGAGGAAAACCAGAAGUUGAAAGUGGAGAAUGAAAAGCUCAGGAAGGGUGUUCUGUCCAUCCAAAACGACUUGCAGCAGAACUACGUCCUCGCUGAGAGGUCCCGUGAGGUGGAAAAGAUGUUUGCAAGCAAAAUGGAGGAGCUGAACAAGCAACUGAGAGAACUGCUGCAGAAAUACACAGGUGACACAGAGGAGAGACCUGAGCUCCAAGAGGGCACUGAGCUGCCUCUGCAGGCUCAGCAGCUUUCAGCAGAGCAAAUUGAAGCCUUGAAGAAGACUCUUGGUUGCACUGUAGAAGAGCUGAAGGAAGCCCUCAGGAGUAAGAAGGAAUGUUAUGAGAAAGAAACACUGAAAGUAGGAGAACUGCAGCAGGAAUUGUCAGGUCUGAAGAAGUCUUCAGUGCCCUUGGUGGAAUACACACAAAUGAAGGAAAAGCUUGAACAGGAGAUUGCAGCCAUCAAAACCAGCUUGAGGGAAAAGGAAGAGGAAAGCCAAGUUAAAACUGAGGAAAUCUUGAAGCUGCAGUCUGAGAUUCAGCUUACUCGACAAGCUUUAGCAGAGCUGGAGAGCAAAGAAGUGAUUGAGCUGUCUGAAUACAAUUCCAUGAAGAGUUCUCUGGAGGCCCAGCUUAGUAGCAUAGCUGAGAACCUGGCAGGGAUGAACAAGAAGUAUGAGGAAGCAUGUGAGGAGGCUUUGCAAGCUAGGAGGAGUGAGCUUUCCUUGAAGGAUGAGAAGGAGCUGCUUCAGUUAAGGAGCUGCAGCAUCGAGCAGGAAAUUAAAGACCAGAAGGAAAGGUGUGAUAAAUCCCUGACCACAAUCAUUGACUUGCAGAAGAGAAUUCAGGAGUCUGCAAAGCAGGUGGAAGCCAAGGAUAACAAGAUAACAGAGCUGCUGAAUGAUGUCGAGAGGUUGAAACAAGCUCUGAAUGGCUUGUCCCAGCUUACCUACACCACUGGGAUCCCCUCCAAGAGGCAGAACCAGCAGGUUGAAAUGCUCCAGAACCAAGUGAAAACUCUGCAGCAGCAGCUGGCUGAUGCUAAAAGGCAGCACCAAGAGGUCGUUUCGGUUUAUCGGACACAUCUUCUUAGUGCUGUACAGGGUCACAUGGAUGAAGAUGUCCAAGCUGCUUUACUACAGAUCAUCCGAAUGAGACAGGGUCUUGUUUGCUGA